CUCGUUGAAAUUGAAAAUUGUGGGAUCCGUGAAUCGUGUAGGUCUUUCUUGAAAUUAAAUAAAUUCUCACUGAAAAUGUUAUUUUUUUGUUUUUUCGCGGAAUUGGCAGACUUUUAGUUAAUUUCUAAAAUGAAUGUCUCCUGGAAAAUAAAAAAAAUGGUUUUCCUUUAGAAAUGACAUCAGUUAUCUAUUAGUAUAUAAUACUAUGCCAGGUAUGGCUGAAAUGGGAAUGGUAUGGAUGGGCUCCCAACAAGCAGUUGGAGAAGUACCCAUAGGUCUUAUGCCUAAUGAAAACAACGAACUACUUCUGGAUCAUCAGGAUAAUGUUUAUUAUACACCUUCCCAUCAUAGCAUGUCAAGCCAAUCAAUGGACGAUCUCCAUAGUACUAUGCACAGCUCCCAAGUUGAUACGGUAGAGAGCUACGAUAUGAUGCAUUACAUUGAUAUGAAAAAUGAAAGCAAUGAUUCAAGCUACCUCGAGGAUGAUAAUUCUCAACCUGUAUAUAUGAUAACCACUGCCACGCAAACAUUGCCUUGUCCCACAAGAAAAAUUAAACCAGUUAAGCAUCCAGGUUUAGUUUUGAAAACGCCAAUUGCAUAUCAAGGGAAUACAGAUCCAUCGGUCAUACCUAUUCAGAAAGAUGGAAUUGCUGUUUGUGAGAAAUGUGGUGCGAUUGGUGUAAAGCACGCUUUUUAUACAAGAGAACGACGGUUUUGUUCUAUGGCUUGUGCUAGAGGUUAUAGUGGUCUAAUACCGGAACCUUUGCCUCAGUCCAAUCCUGAUACGCCUGAAGCUAAGCAUCAGUUUGCUAAGUACCGAUUUAGUUUGCAGUAUGAAGAUGAUUUUUCGGAUUCUUACAUUGACUCAAGGUUGCCACAAAUUCCAAAACCUACCAUGCCGCCAGUAGACGAUACGAUUCCGUUGGUUCGGAGAAAGCCUUCCGAACUAGCAAAUUCGUUUAAUUGGGAUUCACAAUUAAGCGACAGAUACUUCGUAGCAGCUCCCGUUACUUGUUUCAAACAUGCACCGAUGGCCGAUGUUUGGGAAAACAUCAUGGUCGGAAUGAAGGUUGAAGUAGAAAACACGGACUGCGAUAACGUAUCAGACGCCUUUCCUGAUUCCUUUUGGGUAGCUACAGUCAUGCGCAUUGUUGGAUACAAGGCACAGUUGCGGUAUGAAGGUUUUGGUGCUAAUGAUACCAAAGAUUUUUGGGUCAGUUUGGUUUCUAAUCAGGUUCAUCCUGUUGGUUGGUGUGCGACGAGAGGCAAACCAUUAAUCCCUCCAAAGACUAUAGAAGAUAAAUACAGUGAUUGGAAGGACUUUUUAAGAAAAAGACUGACGGGUGCCAGAACGUUGCCGUCAAGUUACAGUAACAAAGCUAGUGAAAGUCUUAAGUCCAGGUUUGACGUUGGCUUGAAUCUGGAAGUAGUAGAUAAAAAUCAUAUUUCCCAAGUUAAGGUGGCCGUUGUUCACAAAAUUGUUGGAAAACGGUUAAACGUUAAGUACUACGAUCUGCCGCAAGAAGAUAUGGGAUUUUGGUGUCACGAAGACUCUCCCUUGUUACAUCCAGUUGGGUGGGCUAAAAAGGUCGGUCAUCAUUUAGUGGCUCCUAUAAAUUAUGUCGAACGUCUCAGUCAGGGAAUUUUAGAUGACGACGACGCUACAGAAGAUUUGUUCAACCCCAUCCAAGUUGGUUCUGCGGAUCAUAGUAACACAGGAUUUGCCAUCGGAAUGAAAUUGGAAGCAAUCGAUCCCUUAAAUCUAUCAUCGAUAUGCGUGGCGACCGUUAUGGACGUUUUAAAUUAUGGGUAUAUUAUGAUAAGAAUAGAUACAUACGAUUCCGACUCUACAGGUAUGGGGGCUGAUUGGUUUUGUUAUCACGUCAAAUCGCCGUGUAUAUUUCCCGUUGGUUUUUGUCAGAAGCAUAAUAUACCGUUGACGCCUCCUAAAGGAUAUGGUCAGGAUACCUUUGACUGGAGUAAGUACCUGAUGGGUACAGGUCACAUCCCUGCCGAUCCAUCCUUGUUUAACACAUACGUCCCAUUGCACGGUUUUGUACCAGGCAUGAAAAUUGAGGCAGCUGAUUUAAUGGAUCCCAGAUUGGUGUGUAUAGCUACCAUAGAUAAAGUGGUCGGUAGAUUAUUAAAGGUUCAUUUUGAUGGUUGGGAGGAGGAAUUCGACCAGUGGUUAGAUUGCGAAAGUUCGGACAUCUAUCCAGUGGGUUGGUGUCAGAGUGUGGGGCACAAACUCGAAGGUCCGCCAGUCCAUAAUGCGCCUACAACAAAAAGUCCAAAAGUCAAAAGAAAAAAUAGAAAAAAGAAAAACAAGGAUAAUGCCAAAAUCGGUUCUACUGGCAGUACGGCAUCAACCACUCAUUCAACUAAAACAAUAAAGGAACCGCCAGAAUCAUACGAAUCUUAUGAAUUUGCAACUCAGGUAAAUGAAGAACAAGAAAUAGAGGAUGAUCAGUCAAUUGAUCAUACCAGUAUAGAUCUAAAGAGUGAAAUCAGUGAAGAUACCCAUGAACCAGAAACAGGUCAAGAACCUGCUGGUCCAGACCAAAGUUUACCAGUGGCCAGUAAUGAGUUAAGCAUGGUUACCAAUGUCAGUUCCACUCUAAGUGAACCACCUCCCGAAAGGAAACCUACUACUUAUGUUAGUUCGUCAUCGAAUGCAAGUUCAAAACUCAUACCUAGAUUGAUAGACAACACUAGUAGUUCAAAUGACUUGGUUGGUGAACUGUGUCCUGACGAGUGGAACGUCUUUGACGUGGCUCAAUUUUUACGGGUGAAUGACUGUGCCAAUUACUGUGAUGCGUUUAGUAAGCAGAAAAUCAACGGAAAAAUGCUUAUGAAUCUCAACAAAGAGGACAUUUUGGAGUAUACAGGGGGCAAAGUUGGACCAAGCCUUAAAAUCUACGAUCUUAUACAGCAGCUAAAAAUCAAAGUGAAUCCCUUUCAAUUGCGCCACAUGAAAGCUAACAUUAAAAAGUUCUUAUAGUGCCUAAAAAUAUAAAGUGAGCUAGUUAGUAUUUAAAAGUAAGUGAUAAAUAAGUGUUAGAAAGAGAAAAAAUAUCGCAAGUUGGGAGGUAAGAUAUAUGUGGCCGAUCUAAUUUUUAGGUGACUUUAUUUAUUUUCUUUGUAUAAAAUCUUUUACUUCUUAGGAAAAGUAUUUUAGUUAAAAUUAUAUUAUUAACGAAUGAAAAAUAAGGUAUUUUGAGAAAGGUUGUAUUAAAUUAAACACUGAUGUUUUAGUUAUAGGUCAGAAAUGGGCAUAAUCUUGGAUUAACAAUUUUUUUCUUAAAUCAUCCAUUUAACAACUAUAGUCUGUCCUAUGACAAAAUCCUCGUCAUUGAUAGAUGUGUCUGUCAUUUUAAUUUCAAAGUAGUUUAUUUUAUUUUACCAAGAAAUAAAUUGGUACAAUUGGAACG
Molecule: messenger RNA, 3431 nt
Organism: Sitophilus oryzae (rice weevil)
Lineage: Eukaryota; Metazoa; Arthropoda; Insecta; Coleoptera; Curculionidae
Gene: Sfmbt
Product: polycomb protein Sfmbt
Exons: 19
Coding region: 206-3001 (931 amino acids)
Biological process (GO): regulation of DNA-templated transcription; heterochromatin formation
Cellular component (GO): nucleus
Molecular function (GO): zinc ion binding
Source: RefSeq, a predicted model, not a curated record